GAAAGAAGUAAAGUCAAAAGUGGCAUCAAUUUUAAAAAAAUUAGAGAAAUGAAAUUGUGAUAGGUAGAUAGACAAUAGAGGGCCAUAAAUUAAGCUAAGUUGCAAUUAUUGACGAGUCCACCAAACCCUAACAAACAAAAAACACCCACAAUUUUCCAUCUCAUAAUAUCACAAGGAAACCAUCAAGGAAAUUCAUUACCAAAAAUCUCAUCUUUCUCCCCUUUUUUUUUACCUUAUUUGUUUAUCACUCUAUUUUUUUUUUCCACCUUCACAAUACUCUUUUUGCUAUCUAAGAACAUAGAAAGGGUUAUAUUAGAGGACUGUGAUCUAGUGUUUCAGAUGUGUUCUACCACUUGAUUGUACUAGAGUGAUAAUUUUCUGGAGAUUAAUAGGCCUUAUCUCUAGCUGAUUUGGGAACCAUGCCGGUUUCGGGGAACGAAGAGGCUGGGAUUCUUGCUCGGCAGUCUAGUAGCUCUUCGUCAGGUAUUCCUCUUAAGAAGAGGUGGUACUCUAUGUUCCAGCCUCCUUCACCUGUCCGUGCUGAGCCAUCUUCUUUUGAAAAUGAAAAUGAAUCCAAGACCAAACAUGCUGGCUUAGGUCAGGGAUCAACGUCGAAUGCUUGUGAUAGUACAGGUAAAUCUGAUACUUCCAAGAACUCUCUUCUAGAGGUAAAAGAAGAAAGACCUUCAGGUGAAAAAGUUGACGCUCAGCCUACUAUGCUACUACCAUUUUUAUCCAUAUCUCCGAAAACAAAUCCUAAUGCUAGCUCUGGGCCUUCAAGAAACGUUGACAAUAUUGUGAAAUCAGCUAGCUUUGGGCCUUCAAGAAACGUUGACAAUAUUGUGAAACCAGCAUUGGCCGAAAAAUUAGCUAGCCAGGAAGCUAUAGGUUCGACAAUGGUGACUUAUGUCAAGAAGGAAGUUAUUACCAAACCAGGGGAAAGCCACAGUAAACUUGAACCUCCUACCGAUUCAGGCCACUUUGAACUGUCAUUAGGCCCAAAGAAACCUCAUGAUACUUCUUUGGUUGAUCCAAAUGCUGAGGGGAGUUGCCAGAUGCGUGGAACUGUAAAUCCUUCAUUACUUUCUCUAUCUUUGAACAAGGGGAAGGACUUUUCUCAGGAUGGAAGUUGCAAGAAUGGAUUGAAUAACAGUGAUGCUGAUGAUACUGCACGGACUAAUAGAUCUAACUGGGAUCUGAAUACUCCCAUGGAUUCAUGGGAGGGUUCUGGUGAUGAUAUUCCUGUUCAAGAGGCAAGUCAAAUUGAUCUGUUACGUAAACCAUCUAGUUCACUAGACAUAAAGCCGCCUGUUAGUUCUGCUUCUGUUGUUGGUUCUAAUGUUGAUAAAGGGAAGCAAGUUGUUGGAGCCAGUGAGCAGGAAUUCAAUUUUCCUAUCUCAGUACUUCAUAGCCUACCAUCCGCGGAUGAGCUUCGUCUUAGUCUUGGUAGUACUUUACGAGGGUUUGACUCCUCUGUACUGCAGUCAUUUGCUAAAGUAGACUCUAGCAGGGUUAGUCCAAACUCGAGUUUACUGAAAAGCCCGGCUUUGAGUAGAAACAUUAGUUCUCCCACUCGUAGAACUGUUAAGUCAGAACCCGUUGAAGAAACCUUGAUACAAGCUAAUGCUAGAACUGCAUUUCGUCCAGCUAGAACAUUGGAGGCAAAUGUAGGAAAACCGGAAGUUGUGAGGCAGAAUUUGCAGUCUAUUGAGUUGUCAACUAAGGCCCCUCAGGAAUUACUUGAACCAAAACCAAUGAAAUGCGAACCACUGCAGGAAGAAAGCCCGGAAAUAUCCACGACAUCAGAUGUGAUUGUGCACCAAUCAGUUGGAAGGGUUUUGCUGCCUCAGGAGAGUUCUUGUUCUUCUUCUUCAUCUGUACUGCCAAUGCCUUUGACUCCUCAACAGGGAUGCCCUUCUAGAUUGUCUACCUGUUCAGAUUUGUCUGUGAGUGGCGGGGACUUGUCUACUCCGCCUGAGUACUCUGGUCAUACUAAUGAAGCUAAUAGGAGUAAAAAUGCUCUAGAUCAGGCAAAUGCUGAUAUUGUUGCUAAAAAUGCAAACCUUGACCUCAAAGAGUCUAAUGUAUCCAGUGAUAAAGCGGAAGCAUCUAUUUCAGGGGGCAUGAAUAUCGAAGAUCACAUGGUAUACAAAAAGACACAAGACCCACAGAAUUUGGUUGCAAGUGGUGAAGGAUUAGCAAAUGAUGAGGAAAAAAUAAGUAUAUCAGCUGGUUCAGAAGAAGAAUGUUAUGGUUCUGAUUAUGAAUCUGAUGGUCAUCAUGCUUUUGCGGGACAUGUUGAUACUGAAGGUGUGGAGUGUGCCAGAGAGGAUGAGGAAUAUGAAGACGGUGAGGUCCGAGAACCAAUGUUGCCGUCAAUUGCUGAAGAUCCAAUUGCUGAGGGGAUGGAAUUAGAGAAUAAUAAUGAAUCUUCUUGCAAAAAUGCUCAUUCUUCUGGCUUCUCUGGGCUUGAGGAAUCUCACUGCUUCAAUAAUGAUGAAAAAGAUUACAGUAUGCCAGGUCAUACUGAGUCUAACGAUGACUUAUUAAAAGGCUGUGAUGAGAAAGCUGUCAAAAUUGAUCAUAAAGAUGGUAAGUUGCAGAGUCCGUUAUUUGAUAAAGAGGAAACAACUGGUGAUGAUGAGCAGGCACCUGUAGGCGCUAUUCAACAAGGACCAGUUGAUCAAUCAAGAAUAGCAGAUGUGCAGGAGGGAUGUGAAACGGAUGUCAUAUGUGACGGAGCACCUGCUGGAAGCAAUGGGGCUGGCAGAAAUGCUGAUGAGGCUAGUAGCGAAUAUAUUGGAAGAUCUGAUAUGCCACCAGCAACUAUUUCAUCUUUGCAAAAUGCUGAAACAUCUGUUAAUGCUACCUCUAGUAAAGAUUUGCCAAAUUUUGGAAGCAAGAGCCGGAUCAUCAGUUUACCUCGUGCAUCCAAUGUGACAUCGCCUAGUAAUUUCAGACCUAUCACAGGUAGAUCAUUGUCUUCGAGAAGUGGAAGAGAAAGGUAUUCAGAUAUGGAGGAAGAGAAAUUCCAUCUACGAAGGAAUAGAGAUGAAACUUAUGCUGAUGGUCCUAGAUUUGUGCGAGAUAGGAUUCAGGACAGGUCAUUUGGCAGCUCAAGAGGGACCUUCAUACGGGGAAGAGGGAGGGGCUCAGGCCGGUUUAACAGUUCACGCAGAGAUUGGGAUUCUGGGCGUGAUUUUGAAAGCUAUGGCGAUGUAGCUGAUUAUCGCUUUAGACCUAAACGUAGAGCUGCUGUUGGGGAAUCUGAGAUUGAACGUAAUGAUGGACCAGAUGGUCAUUUUGUUCGGGGUAAUACAAAAUUUACCACAAUGCAGAGAAGAGGUUUCCCGCGAAUGCGGUCUAAAUCUCCUGUUAGAUCCCGUACGCGUUCCCCUGGCCCUUGGUCAUCUCCUCGGAGAAGAUUGAAUGAAGGAUACAAUGGUCUUCCAGAUUCAUCUCAUCAUAGGUCACCAGCUAUGUACAGGGAAGAUAGGAUGAGGUCUUCUCCGCGAACUUCGUUUACUGAAGAGAUAGUUCCUCGAAGACGUGAUUCCCCCUCGUAUACUGCUCGGCGUCUGAAUGAUAUGAGGGAUGUGGAUGCUGUACAGGAGCAUGGGCAUCUGAGGUCUAUUUCUAGCAGAAGAAGUCCACCUGAACGGGUGUUUACUAGAAGCAAUAGGAGAGUUGAAGUUUUAGAUCGUCGGGAGAGGGCUGAUGGUGAUGAGUACUUUGAUGGGCCGAUACACACUGCUAGAUUUCCUGAGCUUCGGGGUGGUGGAAGUACGGAUGAGAGAAGGAAGUAUGGUGAGAGGCGAGGAGGACCUGUUCGUUCUUAUCGUCCUUAUAACAGUGAAAAUGACAAUUUCCGUUUCCAUCCAAAUGGUGGCCCUAGGCCUUUUAGGUUCUAUCAAGAAGCUGAUGCAGAAUUUGUUGCAAGAAGUAAUACUAGAGAAAGAGAAUUUGAUGAUAAUAUCAAGGAUCGACCUUUACCUAGACGAAUGAGAAAUGUUGAAGAGCAAGAAGGUGGUAGUUUUAGGCAGAGUGGACAGCUUUGGCAUGAAGAGGAAUUUGAUGUCUCCAGAUUGAAGAGAAGAAGAUUUUAACAUAAUAAACCUGUAAUAUCGGCAGCUGUGCCAUGGGAAACACUGUUUCCAUUUCUUUUUUCUACCUGAAAGCGAAUUCUUGUUCCUUGCUGACAGGUCCAGGUUUAACUGAGGAAUGGAUAUCGACUUCUGAAUGCGUUUAGACGAUUGAGAAAUGUUGAAGAGAAAGUAGGCGACUCUAGACACAAUAAGGUUCUGGUCUGAGAGUGUUGAUGUCCUUGUUGAAAAGAAGCAGAUACAUGAUAUCCCAUUGAACGCGAUCUUCAGGGAAAAAUUAUUCUCUAAUGCAUGUCUUUGCAUCAGAGAAAAAAGAAGUCCUGCUGCUAGUAGGCUGUCCGAGGAACGUGCUUUUACCAUUGCUGCUUGCUAUUUGUUCUUUUGGAGGAGAAAACUACUAAUUUAAGAUGCUCUACUAUGCUGGCUUGAAUGCUAUUUUUACUAGUUUAAGUUGCUAAUAUGCAUGCUGCCUUUGUGCUUCUGGAUGAUGUGACUGAGUUCAUUGGUUUGAACCAGCUGGUGUUGGCCAGUUACACAAACAGGUUGGUGAUGAGAAAUUGUCCAAGGCGAAUUAUGCUGGUUAACAAUAACACCAUCUGUGACACUCAUAUCAUUGAGAUGGAUGUAUGUACAUGCUGCCUGAUUUGCAUCUUUGAGACGUUGUCCCCGUCCUCUUUAGUGUUUUUUUGGUUUUAACUAUUCGGUAUUUGAAUCCAGCAAGUGGUCGUCACGUAGGCUCAUUAAAGGGGAAAACUGCUCUUCACCAGUAAGUUAUCCACUGUGAUAAUGGAUGUAUAUUGCCUCAUUUGCAUCUCUCUUGAGACGCUGUCCUCGUCCUCUCGUGUUUUUUUGGUUUUAUUUGAAGCCGCAGGUUGAACUAAACCAGCUUUGCACUGCAUAAGCUCACUAAUGGGGGCAACAUGUUCUGCACCAAAAGGCUAUCCAUUGUGAUAUGGUUGUACAUAUUACUCCUUUAAUCUGUUCUUUUCGGUUUUUA
Capsicum annuum is the source of this 5100-nucleotide messenger RNA. RefSeq lists its product as uncharacterized. Bases 420 to 4106 code for a protein of 1228 amino acids. The record is from RefSeq and is a predicted model, not a curated record. The transcript has 4 exons. NCBI's taxonomy places the organism in Eukaryota, Viridiplantae, Streptophyta, Magnoliopsida, Solanales, Solanaceae.